AUGCUUGUUUUGACGGUUUUGGGAUUUGUAUGGACGAUACGGGAUGUCGGUUUGGAUGGUAAUAAGGUUGUGGAUAGAGUACUGGGAAUAUAUAGGUCAAGGCUACCAAUAUCCAAUUUUGCUACCAACGAGUCAUUGGUCAUAUUUCCCCGUGGGUUCGAGUUGAGAGCAUCCAGAGAUUUGACUGACUAUUACAGAAAGCAUUUCAAUCCUGAUAAGAACAGGGAGUUUAAUUCUGUUACAUUUAAUGGACCACCCUCAGCUUUGACGGAAGCGGUCAAGCAUGUCGACUACCAUAAUCAUGAGAUGACGAUGUAUGAUACGACGAAGGAUAUUUCGAGUGACUUAAAGAAAUGUGAGUCAGAGAUUAGUUCCAAAUUUAAAGUUGAUAUCAGUAAAGCUAAAAAGCAUGAUGAUUCUCUCUCUAAGGUUGUGAAGAAGUUGGUUUACCAGUUGGAAAAUGAUGAUGCUAUGAAAGAACUUCGGAGUUUUUUCAAGAACGAUUUGAAAAAACAAAUAGAAGAUGAAACUGUAGAUCAGCAUUGGUAUAAAUUUGCAGGAACCUCUGUGUGGCUACAACAAUAUGGUGUACAUUUCAUGAUAUCGAGAAUGUUGUACAGUCCUUCCGGAAAGAAGAAUGAUCCUGUUAUGAGUUUGAUAUUUGCUCAGGUGUAUAAUGAACGGUGGGAGGAAUUGGACGAUGUGGAGUUAGUUGUUCCUACUAUCGAUCCAGUAACCAACGAGAGAAUCUAUAAAAAUUUACAAUUCCCUAGCUUUUUGCCUAUUCCAUUCUAUCAUCAGUCUUCUUACGUGAACAAGAGAUGGUAUGGACCUGAAGAUGCCAGAAUGUUACUUGUUAAAAACGAUGACGGUUUGGAUGAACCAUUGAUAGUAUUUAAUGCUUAUCAUCGUAAGGUUAAUAAGCAAGAAAACAUUAACGAAGCGGCAUCAAAAGUAUCACACGAAUUCUACAGAUCUAUGUUUAUGGGAUGGCCUUUUAGAUUUCAGCAUGGUAAAGAAAAUGUUGAUGGUAUUUCAAAUGCCGCAACAGACGAUAAGAUAUAUAAUAAAGUUGUUGAAUUGAGGAGAGACGGUACUGAAAGAUUGAAAGUGCAAAAGAAUUGGACCCCUUUUAUUAGUGUCAAAGAUCGUUUCGAUGAUGGACCUGAUGAAAGUAUCUAUUUUGUUUAUAGAUGGCAGAACUUAGAAAUCUUGAAAUGCCAAUUAACCGACUUUACCCACGAUUAUGCCAAGUGCAAAUUCGAGUACAAACGGGAGGAAAAGUUACUGCCAGAUGAACCAGUCGGUGCCUUGAGAGGUGGUACAGAAAUGAUAAGUUUAAAUAAAAUAUCACCAUCCGUUAAUGCAGCUAUUCAUCCAAAUAAGGAAGUAUGGAUUGGUUUUGCGAGGGCUCACCUAGUGAAGUGUGGUUGUGGUAAGGACAUGUAUCGCCCAAAUUUAGCACUUAUUACUAGGGAGGAUAACACAUUUAAGAUUUCUCAAUUGAGUUCUUUCUUCUCCUUAGAUAUGGAUGUCACUGGAUGGUCAAAUCCUGAUGUUUUAUGUCAUCCUAAGGAACCAAAUGCAUUAAUUCCAAAUGGGAUUUCUAACUGGGAUAUUUCUACUAUUAAGUUGGGUAAAAAGUACGUCACUGAGGACUUCGUCACGUUAUCAUUAUCCGUCGCUGAUGCCACGGUACAUACUAUACAAAUUAAAAAUUUGUUGCAGAACGUUCUCUCUGAAACUUCUGCGCUUACUUACAACCAAACAUUAGGUUACUCUAAUGAUGUCGUUGAAUGUUCUCUUAAAGCUUCCAACGAAUUCUGUAAUGCAUACGGUCAAGAACAAUUUAAACUUGGAAAAGUUCCAAUUUAG
This is a messenger RNA of Debaryomyces fabryi, 1875 nucleotides long. RefSeq names its product beta-mannosyltransferase. The transcript has a single exon. The record is from RefSeq and is a predicted model, not a curated record. Lineage: Eukaryota; Fungi; Ascomycota; Pichiomycetes; Serinales; Debaryomycetaceae. Gene Ontology annotation, molecular function: mannosyltransferase activity. The coding region runs from base 1 to 1875 and encodes 624 amino acids.